Boleophthalmus pectinirostris (great blue-spotted mudskipper) is the source of this 4227-nucleotide messenger RNA. RefSeq names its product angiopoietin 4 (gene angpt4). Lineage: Eukaryota; Metazoa; Chordata; Actinopteri; Gobiiformes; Gobiidae. The transcript is spliced from 10 exons. The coding region runs from base 395 to 1951 and encodes 518 amino acids. The record is from RefSeq and is a predicted model, not a curated record.
CAUUUCUUUAGACCACUUCGGACACUACCACCAGCUAAGAACUUUCUUUCUCCUCUGAAUUUUUUUAUUUUGCUUUGAGAAUUUUCACAUUUUCAGCUUGAAAUUCUACUUUUUCAUACAUUUCCAACACUGGAUGUAACUUUCAUUGGAAUACAACAAGUGUAACUGUUUCUUUGGAGACACCUGCUUCAGAUAGUUCUAACUACUCCUACUUUCUCUAAAUACACAAUUUUGCACAACCUAAAACUGUAGGAUUAUUGAAAUACCUGUAGCAUGGAUUGACUCUCAUUGUAAUACUAUGGACAUGUAUGCCAGAAUGCUAUAUGUUAUCCUAAAGUGAACCAUUUUCAAACUUACUCCAUUAAGAACUUCAAACUUCAUUCAAAGGAAAGUCAUGAGGCAUUGCAGUCCUUAUUGGAUCUUACUACUCAUUCUCUGGACUUUAACCACUGUUGCUGAUGCUGCAGGAUCUUCUUCCACUUCUUCUGACAGAGGACUUGGAAGGAACCAGAGGAGAGACAAAACUGGUGGAGGAGCGGAGAAGAAGAGGAGGCUGCACAGGAUCCAACACGGACAGUGCAGUUACACAUUCGUGCUGCCGGAACUGGAAAGUUGUCAGGGAAGAGGACAGGUCCCUGGGGUGAGACCGGGAGCCAGUGUGGUCCAGAGAGACUCCCCCACGACCCAGGACUCGGACUGGUCCACGCAGAAGAUACAGAGGCUGGAGAGCACCAUGGAGAACAAUACACAGUGGCUGCAAAAGUUGGAAAACGUCAUCCAGAGUAGUUUAAAGCCAGACAUCUCAAACAUCCGGUCUAACUCCGUUCACAACCAGACAGCAACCAUGUUGGAAAUCGGCACAAAUCUCCUCACGCACACAGCCGAGCAGACCAGGAAGCUCAACGUGGUGGAAGCAAAGGUUUUGAACCACACAUCUCGAAUAGAAAUCCAACUUCUGGAGAACUCUCUGUCCACAAACAAGUUGGAAAAGGAGCUGUUACUGCAGACCACAGAGAUCAGCCAGCUCAGAGACAAGAACAGUCGUCUGGAAAGCAAGGUGGCGCUGUUGGAGUCCCAGCAGAGAGGAGAGCUGGAGGACAUGAGACAGGAGAAGAACAGACUGCAGUCUAUAGUGCGGACUCAGAUGGCAGCGAUCGAGGCAUUGGAGAGACAGCUGAGAGUCGCCAGCACCAACAACUCAGCUCUGCAGAGACAACAGGCCCAGCUCAUGGAGUCUGUGCACACGCUCAUCAACAUGGUCACCAGCACCGCAGCGCCCCCUCUCAGGAGCCACGUGUGGAGAGACUGUGCAGAUGUUUACAGAGCAGGUCACUCCAUCAGCGGAGUGUACCACGUCUACAUCAGCAACAGGACACAGCCAGUACAAGUGUUCUGUGACAUGGAUACGGCCGGUGGGGGCUGGACACUGUUCCAGAGGCGGAGUAAUGGCAGUGUGGACUUCCAGAGGAGCUGGAGGGAGUACAAGAUGGGCUUUGGUGAGGUGUUGGGGGAGCACUGGCUGGGUAAUGAGGUGGUGCAUCAGCUGACAUCACAGGGACAAUACAGCCUCAGAGUGGAGCUGCAGGACUGGGAGGGGAACAGCGGGUACUCCCAAUACGACCGCUUCACACUGGCCAGCGAGAGACAGCAGUACAGGUUGUACCUGCGGGGCUACAGUGGUACAGCGGGCAGACAGAGCAGCCUGGCCACACACGGGAUGGGCUUCAGCACCAGAGACCAGGACCACGACAACUGUGACCACUGCAAAUGUGCCCUCAUGCUCACUGGAGGUUGGUGGUUCGACGCUUGUGGUUUCUCCAACCUGAACGGAAUCUACUACUCCAUCGGCCACAACAUCCGCAAACUCAACGGGAUCAAGUGGCACCAUUUCAGAGGGCCCAGCUACUCCCUGAGGUCCACCACCAUGAUGGUCCGGCCCUAUGACUUCUAAUGCGUUCACUGAAUCUAAAAACAAAACACAACGGUACACCCAGGGUACAAGACAGACGCCAAGCCUAACGGCCACCCCUUUCAAUGUGAUACAGGAGAACAGAACAUUCUAUGAUAUAACCAACAUUCUUCAAACUAUCUAGAUAAUAAUAUGCUUUGGUAACUUGUCAAAAUGGUACUUGGACUUAUUUUGGAGCAAGGAAGAACAAAUGUUACUGUAAAUAAGUUAUAUAUAUGUGUAAAGAUUUUAAUAACCAGGGUUUCAAUGUUUUAUAAUUUAAUCAUUCAUCUGUAAAUGGCCUUUCCAAGUGAAUUUAAAGCUACCAUCUGUAAAUUCCAAUACAAUACAUACCUUGAUACAUAGGCCAAGAUACGAUACAUAUUUCAAUACAGUGAGCUUUCGAUUUGAUACCAUAUACUGUAUUUCAAAUCGAUUAUAUGGUUAAGUAAAAAUAAUGGCUAAAUCAUGGAUACUAAAAGUCUUUGUUGAACCACUUCUUGUCCAGUCAAUAUAAAACACACCAAUUUUAAUCAUAAAAACAGUGAAAAUGUCAAAUGUGUCACAUAAAUGAGUUUCCUUCCACUAAACAAACAACAAAACUGUAGCUCUGUAACAAAGUAAUUUUGUAAAAUAUAUACCAAAAUAAAUACUCUAGGCAAUAUAUCGAUACAGCAGCCCAUGAUAUCAAUACUGUAUACAUUAAACAAUACGAUAUAUCGAUAUUCUGAUAUUUUUGCACACCCCUACCCCUCACCUGGGGUAGGGGUAGGGCUAUUUUUUAAUUUUAUUUUAUUUUUUAUUAAGUUAUUAACAAAUUAUAAUACACAAAUUAAUAGGCAACUUACAAAAGGAAAACGAACAAAAAGAAAGAAUAUGAGCAAAAACAUAAUUAGGGCUUCCCAUAUAAAUAAUAUAAUUUAACAGCAAUAAAAUAAUUCAUUAAUGCAAAAGCUUUACAAAAAAGAAAAAAAAAGAAAAAACUCAUUGAAAAAGACAGCACCUGGCCUUUGUUCGGGCUCACCUGUGCUCUCUGGUCUUCUGUCAGACCAAAGCUGGCACACUAUCAGACAGCUGUAAUGAAGAUAACAUCUAGUGGUGAAGGGUGAGAAUACAACAAGAGCUGGACAAAUCUAAUUACAGAUGGUAGCUUUAACUUAGCCAAUAAAAAGGUGGUUUUGUACACAAGAGAAAAUAAAACUGGUUCCUGUAGCUCACUGCAAAAAGAGUUCUUAGUAAGGUUACGGUAUACUGCAAUCAAACAAUCAAAUGAUAAUAUAAUGUGGAUGAAAUAUGGAAAAUACAGGAAGAUUGUGUACUGGCUGAUCAAAGGACUGAGUGCUUCAUAAUGAACUAUGGUGACCCAGGAAGGACAAGAUUCUUAUAUGGACAAAUUGUUCAUACAAAACACGGCACUUUGUCCAUGUUAUCACUGGCAGCUAAUAGAUGUUUAUGCAUGGACAAUGAUAAUAUUCUUGUGUUCCUGUAACUUUCUUCAGUGCAAAGUUGGAUUUUAUUACUAUGGAACAAAAAAAAAAAAAAAAAAAAAAGAGAGAGAGAGAGAAAAAGCAGAAAAAAAAUGCUUCUGUCACUUCCAGAGACACAGAUACCACAUUCACAUGCCCCUCUUGUAAUAAGAUGUCCAGAAUUUAAACAGCCAUCAGUGAAUUUAUCAAAAAAAUUGUUGCAAUGGACUUCAGCAAGCAAGCAAGCUAUGGGACACAAUCUGAACUGUUCUGUUAUGUUAUGGGAAUUUCCAGUUCAAGCAUUGGAAAUACAAUUUUUUUUUUUUUUUUACAUUAUCUGCACAUAAUAAUACUGUCACAUGUGAACUGAUUUUUAUAUUGUGUACAAUGAACUUGUUUCUGUAAAUAACUAUGUAUGUUCUGAUGUUACAGUUUGCAUUUUCUGAUGUGUAAUUGCCUGUGAAUGAAAGCCCAAAAAAGAAGAACAAGAUAAGGAACUAUUGUGAAGCAGUGGGUCUACAGGAGUGCGAAAGGAUGCCUCAUUUAAACAUAAAUCAGGCAGGUUAAAUAAUGAGACUUAAGGAUGUGAAACCAGUGAAACGACAUCACAGUGAAAGUUGCAUGGGGACAUUGUUUUGUAAUAUAAAUUACAGCAUCAUGUUUUGGAUGUUACUGUGUCAUGCAACUGUCUUUACUAUGCACUUUAACAAAAACUGUAAGCUUUUUAUAAGAGAAUAGACUAACUUUUAAUUUAGCCAACAAAUAUAUUUUGUACAUUGAAAUAUGAAGACCUACCGCUACUUUUCUAGAACA